Molecule: messenger RNA, 2226 nt
Organism: Odobenus rosmarus divergens (Pacific walrus)
Lineage: Eukaryota; Metazoa; Chordata; Mammalia; Carnivora; Odobenidae
Gene: EPS8L2
Product: EPS8-like 2
Exons: 21
Coding region: 73-2226 (717 amino acids)
Biological process (GO): Rho protein signal transduction; regulation of Rho protein signal transduction; positive regulation of ruffle assembly
Cellular component (GO): plasma membrane; vesicle; ruffle membrane
Molecular function (GO): actin binding
Source: RefSeq, a predicted model, not a curated record
GACGCGCGGACAAGGGGACCCACGGGCGGCGCAGGCACGGGGCCGCGAGUAGCAGCCACCACCAAGGACGCCAUGAGCCAGUUGGGGUCUGUGAGCUGCUGCCCAGGUGCUGCCAAUGGCAGCCUGGGCCGGUCUGACGGUGUGGCCAAGAUGAGUGCCAAGGACCUGUUUGAACAGAGGAAGAAGUACUCCAACUCCAACAUCAUCAUGCAUGAGACCUCCCAGUACCACGUCCAGCACCUGGCCACGUUCAUCAUGGACAAGAGUGAGGCCAUUGUGUCCGUGGAUGAUGCCAUCCGGAAACUGGUGCAGUUGAGCUCCAAGGAGAAGGUGUGGACGCAGGAAAUGCUGCUGCAGGUCAAUGACCAGUCUCUGCGGCUGCUGGAUGUGGAGUCCCAGGAGGAACUGGAGAACUUCCCGCUACCCACCGUGCGGCACACCCAGACCGUGCUGAACCAGCUGCGGUACCCCUCGGUACUGCUGCUCGUGUGCCAGGACUCGGAGCAGAGCAAACCCGACAUCCACUUCUUCCACUGCGACGAGGUGGAGGCGGAGCUGGUGCACGAGGACGUCGAGAGCGCGCUGGCCGACUGCCGUCUAGGGAAGAAGCUGCGGCCACAGACCCUGAAGGGCCACCAGGAGAAGAUCCGGCAGCGGCAGUCCGUCCUGCCCGCCCCCAAGGGCCCGGCCCCCAUCCCCUUCCAGCACUAUGGCAGUGGCUCCCCGUCCGCCAAGAACCGAGUGGGCCCGCCGAUGCCACUCACUGAGCCAAGCUUCCGCCGUCGGGAGUCUCAGGAUGAGGAGCCACGCGCUGUGCUAGCUCAGAAGAUAGAAAAGGAAACGCAAAUCCUCAACUGUGCCCUGGACGACAUUGAGUGGUUCGUGGCUCGGCUGCAGAAGGCGGCAGAAGCUUUCAAACAGCUGAACCAGCGCAAGAAGGGGAAGAAGAAAGGGAAGAAGGGGCCAGCAGAGGGUGUCCUUACGCUGCGGGCACGGCCCCCCUCUGAGGCCCAGUUCAUCGACUGUUUUCAGAAAAUCAAGCUGGCUAUCAACCUGCUGGCCAAGCUGCAGAAGCACAUUCAGAACCCCAGCGCUGCAGAACUCGUGCACUUCCUCUUUGGACCUCUGGACCUGAUUGUCAGCACCUGUGGGGGCCCAGACAUCGCACGCUCCGUGUCCAGCCCCCUGCUUUCCCGUGAGGCCGUGGGCUUCCUGCGAGGCCACCUAGUCCCCAAGGAGAUGACGCUGUGGGAGUCGCUGGGGGAGACAUGGAUACACCCCCGUUCGGAGUGGCCGCGGGAGCCACAGGUGCCCCUCUACGUGCCCAAGUUCCACAGUGGCUGGGAGCCACCCCUGGACGUGCUGCAGGAGGCACCCUGGGAAGUGGAGGGGCUGGUGUCUGCCCCCGACGAUGAGCCGACUCCAGCAAACCGGCCAUCCUUUCGAAACUCCCCCAAACACAGCCUUGUAUCUGAGCCCACAGCUCCACCUCCAGGGGCCCCUCUCCCCCAAGUCAGCUCCCCGCAUGCUCACAGGGGCUACGAACCUGGGCCAGCCAUGGCCAAGUACGUCAGGAUCCUCUAUGACUUCACAGCCCGCAAUGCCAACGAGCUGUCGGUGCUCAAGGACGAGGUCCUGGAGGUGCUCGAAGAUGGCCACCAGUGGUGGAAGCUUCGCAAUCGCAGCGGCCAGGCAGGCUACGUGCCCUGCAACAUCCUGGAUGAGACUCGGCUGGAGGACGCACCCCAGGAGCAGGCCAGUCUGAAAUAUUGGGGUCCUGCCAGCCCCACCCACAAGCUGCCCCCAAGCUUCGCAGGGAACAAAGACGAGCUGAUCCACCACAUGGAUGAGGUCAACGACGAGCUCAUCAAGAAGAUCAGCCACAUCAAGGCGCAGCCGCAGCGGCACUUCCGCGUGGAGCGCAGCCAGCCGGUGGGCCUGCCGCUCACAUACGAGUCGGGCCCCGAGGAGGUCCGCGCCUGGCUGGAAGCCAAGGCCUUCAGCGCCCGGAUCGUGGAGAACCUGGGCAUUCUGACCGGGCCCCAGCUCUUCUCGCUCAACAAGGACGAGCUGAAGAAAGUCUGCGGGGAGGAAGGUAUCCGCGUGUACAGCCAGCUCACUGUGCAGAAGGCGGUCCUGGAGGAGCAGCAAGGUGGGUCGGAGCUGGAGGAGCUCAUAAGCAAGUUUCAGUCCAAGACCCAGAGGAGGGUGGAGGACGACAGCUAG